This is a messenger RNA of Antrostomus carolinensis (chuck-will's-widow), 1340 nucleotides long. RefSeq names its product alpha-1-antitrypsin. The record is from RefSeq and is a predicted model, not a curated record. Gene Ontology annotation, molecular function: serine-type endopeptidase inhibitor activity. The transcript has 4 exons. The coding region runs from base 1 to 1332 and encodes 443 amino acids. Lineage: Eukaryota; Metazoa; Chordata; Aves; Caprimulgiformes; Caprimulgidae.
AUGUUAUGUAUGUCUAUCUCUUUUCCAGAAACAGUUAAAAGGAAAAUGAAGCCCACCAUCUCCUUGUGUUUAUUGCUGGCUGGUUUGCACGCUGUUGCCCAGUGUCAUCAGCAUCCUCGCUACCGCAAUAAGCAGGGUGAUCCAAAACAGCCAUAUUACCCAGGACACAGUUCUCAUGGGGAAGAAGUUUAUCCAGCUAAGAAUAAAACCUUUGUCAAAUUAGUUCCCAGCAAUGCUGACUUUGCGUUUUCAUUUUACAAGCUGGUCGCAUCCGAAGCAACCGAUCAAAAUAUUUUCUUUUCACCCAUAAGCAUCUCUGCUUCCUUUGCAAUGCUGGCACUCGGUGCCAAGUCAGAGACACUGACGCAGAUUCUGGAAGGGCUUGCUUUUAACCUGAAAAAGACUCAGGAGCAGGAAAUACAUGAAGGUUUUUGUCAGCUUCUCCACUUGCUAAACGAGCUCCAGCUGAGCCUGGGCAAUGCCCUUUUUAUAGAUGAGACACUAAAACCACUACAGAAGUUCUUGGAUGAUGUCAAAAGCUUUUAUGAAUCUGAAGUCUUUUCUACUGACUUUAACAACUCCUCUGGCGCUGAGAAUCAGAUCAACAGUUAUAUUGAGGAAAAGACAAAUGGGAAAAUUGUCAAACUAGUGGAAAAUCUGGAUCCUCUCACUGCAAUGGUUCUUGUUAACUAUGUCUUCUUUAAAGCCCAUUGGGAAAAACCCUUCAGUACUUUAUAUACAAAACAGGAGGAUUUUUUUGUGGAUCAGAAAACAUCUGUAAAAGUUGACAUGAUGUAUCGAAAGGGUUACUACAGAAAUUACUUUGACGAAGAGCUGUCCUGUUGGCUGGUUCAGAUACCUUACAAUGGAAAUGCUGCAGCAUUAUUUGUUUUGCCGGAUGAAGGGAAGAUGAAGCAGGUGGAAGAUACUCUUUUGAAAAGGACUGUGUCUAAAUGGGAAAAGUUUCUUCAAGACAGAAAAAUACAUCUGCACAUUCCAAAGUUUUCUAUUUCUGGUACCUACGAUGUGAAAAGGAUAGUCAAACAAGUGGGUAUGAUUGAUCUGUUCACUGAACAAGCUGAUCUGUCAGGAAUUACUGAGGAGCCUGGACUGAUGGUUUCAAAAGUGAUCCACAGAGCUGUGCUGAAUGUUCAUGAGAAUGGCACUGAAGCAGUGGGGACCACAGUGAAGGAGCUUACCUGGAGAUCUGGUGACUUUCCUCAUCCACCUCGAGUCAAAUUCAACAGGCCCUUUCUCCUGAUGAUUCUGGAUAAAUAUACCCGCACCAUUCUCUUCAUAGGGAAAAUCGUAAACCCUCUGAAAAAUGUCUGACUGACCAG